AUGGAUGAUGUUGGGAAAGGCAAGAAGAUUUUUGUUCAAAAGUGUGCCCAUUGCCACAUGAUGGGAAAGGGAGACAACUGUAAGACUGGACCAAAUCUCCAUGGUCUGUUUGGGUGGAAGAUGGGUCAAGGCUCUGGAUUCUUCUACACGGGUGCCAACAGAAGCAACGGCGUCAUCAGGGAGAGGAUACCUGGUGGCAUAUUUGAAGAACCACAAAAGUACAUCCCUGAAACAGAAAUGAUGCCCUCUGGAAUUGAGAAGGGGAAAGGGCAGACCUAA
Messenger RNA from Mus musculus (house mouse), 279 nucleotides. RefSeq names its product predicted gene, 48049. Lineage: Eukaryota; Metazoa; Chordata; Mammalia; Rodentia; Muridae. The transcript has a single exon. Bases 1 to 279 code for a protein of 92 amino acids. The record is from RefSeq and is a predicted model, not a curated record.